UAGUUGUACUGCAAUACGGAGUACAACCCCCACCAUAUCAGUGGCGAGGGUCCAGGCGGCGUUGGCGGCACAGCUACAAAAGACCCCCGCCCCAGGACAAAUCGGUCGCCCUAACCUCAUCUCAAUUGUCAAACACGUGUGACGUGGACCAGGCCCAUAAGUUUGUUAUACCGCCGCAUCUUACUUGAUCAUGGACAACACUUCUGCUGCAACCCAGACGGACACGCAGACGUCCGGGUCGACGCUGCCCAGGCUCUUCAACGAUGUGCAUUUCGAACGCUGGGAACCGCCAGCGCCGCGCGACACAACAUGGGCUCCGUUUUCUCGUCUCCCGGCGGAACUGCGCCUGUACGUUUGGCAGGCAUGCCUCCGGCGGCACCGCAUGAUUGAGCUCGACAUCUGGCCCGCCGCUGAGGAGGAUGUGACCGAUACCACCUACCCAGACCAUGACUCCCAGUUCCCGUACUACACCUACACCAACCGCAACAAGCUCGGCAACGUCGUCAGCGGUCGGGGCUAUGUCCUGAGCUGGAGCGGCCGCCGCGAACAAGGCCCUGCCGGAUCCUUUAGCCCGUUGUUAUGGGUGAACCACGAAUCGAGACGGGCCACGUUAGGGUUCUAUCGCGUGCAUCUGCCCUUCUUUGGGCUGCAGAGAGAGCAGGUCCUGUACCUGAACCCAGACUAUGAUAUCGUCUCGAUCCAGCCCCGGCAGGACGAAAGCCGCACCACACCCCCUAAUCCUCAUCUUCCCACCCUGCUAGCCGACUUCCUACACGACGUCAAGGCCUACGACCCCAGGAAUCAAGGCAUUGCUCAUCUCGCAUUGAACCAUGGAUUCUUCUCGUGCGAACACACGAUCGUCGGGGAUUCGAUAGUAUACUCCGAGCACUUCGAAUUGACCCCCUCAGACCUCCACCCGGCGGCGGCGGCGUCGAUGACCGACAUCCUGCAGCGCAGACUCCGCUCCGUGCUUUUUGCCUUCCGCUUCCGGUCGUGCUACCGAGGCCAGGGCGAGUUCCCACCGAGCCGAGCGUUUGCCCUCCAUUUCGCCCAGACCAUCCCACUCGCCCGACGGGACCACCCCGCCGGCGCCUUGCGCUGGCUCGAGGUCGACCCGCGACCCGGCGUCGACAUCGACAUCCAGGACCUGCCCCUCGGCGAGGACCCGCGCCUGCUCGUCCGCGGCUGGACGGAGCUGGAGGAAGCCUUUGGCGUCACCAGGCCCGCAGGGCCGCGUCUCUACGUCUGCCCCCGGAUCCGCUGGCCAGAGUACGAGAGGGAUGAGGAUGAGAACGGUGAGGGGGCGCCGUGGCGAGUGGAGUUGGCGAGGCACCUGCGCGAAGAAGACGAGAACUGGCUACGCGAUCGCAGCUUCUUACAUGAGACCAUGGUGCACUCCUUUCCCGAAAAGCCCAUAACGCCCAGGCACGGCGAUAUACUAGAUGCCGAGACGUUUGAGAGGAUGGAGAGGCUGCCGUGUCUAGCUAUUGGUAUGUGGAUGUUCCCGGCCGAGGCGUUCGACAAGGAGCCUACCAAUGCGCGGCGGCUUUGCUUUAACGUGUCGCCGGUCCGGCCAGGGCUGCUUUUGUUUGAGCUGUGACGGGGCACAGCCUGGGGAGAGACAGCCCCUGAACUAAUACGGAUAGUGCUAAUGAGAUUAUAAGCGGCCAGUUUGCUGUUGCGCCGCAC
Messenger RNA from Chaetomium strumarium, 1689 nucleotides. RefSeq lists its product as uncharacterized. Lineage: Eukaryota; Fungi; Ascomycota; Sordariomycetes; Sordariales; Chaetomiaceae. The transcript has 2 exons. The record is from RefSeq and is a predicted model, not a curated record. The coding region runs from base 191 to 1600 and encodes 469 amino acids.